Molecule: messenger RNA, 698 nt
Organism: Galdieria sulphuraria
Lineage: Eukaryota; Rhodophyta; Bangiophyceae; Galdieriales; Galdieriaceae
Exons: 5
Coding region: 84-671 (195 amino acids)
Biological process (GO): endoplasmic reticulum to Golgi vesicle-mediated transport
Cellular component (GO): membrane; trans-Golgi network
Source: RefSeq, a predicted model, not a curated record
CGGAAUGAUAUACAAGUUGUUGCUUUAGCUCAAUACGAUUGUGGAUUUGGAUCAUCCUAUAGAUAUAUUGACAACAACUAGCCAUGGAUACCACAGAAGAGUCCACUUUAGACGAACCUGUGUGGAGCACGAUAAAGAGAGAUCUCGGACUGAUUGGUCGAAGGUUGAAGCUAGUUAUACUCCCCAAGGUCACCGCAGUAGAAAUGCAAGCGGAAUUAAGAGAUUGGGAUCUCUGGGGUCCUUUAUUUAUUUGUAUGACCCUUGCCACUGUGCUUAGUGUGGAAGCAAGUGAAGAUGCCAGUUUGAUCUUCUCAUUAGUGUUUCUGAUUAUAUGGUGUGGUUCCUUUGUAGUCACUCUCAAUGCACAGUUACUUGGUGGCGCAGUUUCCUUUUUUAUGGGUGUCUGUCUUUUGGGAUAUUGUGUGUUUCCACUACUUGUGGGUGCCUUUUUUUGUAUUUUUUGGACAGCUGUGUUGCCAACAGGAGUUGCCGUCGUUCUUCGUUUCGUAACUGUAGUUCUUUUGCUGAUUUGGUCCAUUAUGGCUGUCACUGCUUUUUUUGCGGACGUAAAGUUACCUGAAGGACGGAAACUUUUGGCAGUGUAUCCAGUGUUCUUAUUUUACUCAGGUAUCGCGUGGAUGAUAUUGGUAGGCUUUCAAGAACACAAAUAGAACAAACUGCACAUAUCCGACUGAACA